This is a messenger RNA of Entrophospora candida, 582 nucleotides long. Lineage: Eukaryota; Fungi; Glomeromycota; Glomeromycetes; Entrophosporales; Entrophosporaceae. The record is from the annotation of a GenBank genome assembly.
AUGUCUUUUGAAUCCACUGAAUCAAUGAAACGUCUAGUAGAAGAGGCCUCACGAGUUGAAUUUAUACCUGGUGGAGCCUUAAAAAUCUACUUUCGUUCUGCUAAUUCCUUGUUAAGACAGGCAAAACGUUAUAAAGAAGAAAAUGAUCUGAUUAAGGCAUAUAAAUUGUAUAUGCGAUAUGCCACGUAUGUCUUGACAGAAAUUCAAAAUAUGAAACCGAUUUUAGAUAAUCAUUUUCGUCAAUUGGAAGCAGAAGCAUCGAAGGGAGAACAUGCAAUAGAUCAUUCAAAAGUUCUUAAAACAUCUGAACAUUAUAAUAGAAUGCAAAGGCAACAACAACUAAAACAAGAAGAGCAGCAGCAAAUUAAUUUAAGGCAAAUUGAUGAUAGAGCAAUUCCUCUGCCGGUUAAUGACAAAACAGUGCCUCCGCCGAUUAAUGAUAGAGCAGUUCCUCUGCCGAUUAGUGAUAGAGCAGUUCCUCUGCCGAUUAACAAUAAAACAGAUAUUGGAGCUUACAAAAAUCAUCCAAACUGGGAUUUAAUCAAUGAAUUAAAAGACAUUGUUCCAGCUGAUUCUUUGUAA